UACUGUUAAAAAAAAAAAUACACUGUAAAAAAAAAUAAAGCAACCGGCUGCAAAGUUAACAGUCAGGUCCUCUCUACAAACAUGAUGACUCGGGGUUGAUGCGUGUUGUUCAAUCUGUAAAAUCUCUCAGUUUGUCGAGCAGAAAGCUGUUCACUGACUCAUGUAACCUCCAACUCCCAGGGUGCAUUUCACCUCGAAGCAGCCAAUCACAGAGCUUCAUACUGACGCUGAGAAAACUGAUUUCCUGCGUCUAAAGUUCAUUGAAGUUUUUGACUCUUUAACAUUUUUAAAAAGGUUCAGUUGCCAUGGAAACAUUACACCUCUUUGUGAUGUCAGCAGCUGAGGCUCAUGGGUAAUGUAGUAUCAGAUGUUUUUAUGCAGAUGUGGAGGAUGAAGUAGGAUUUCCUCCUCCUCCUUCUUCUCCUCUCCUCUUUAGUCUAUUCUUCUUCUGUCUAAAGCUCCUCCUUAAGUCACUUCCUGUUCCCUGUCCUUCUCUUCAUGUCUUUUGUUGUUUCCUCCUCUUCCUCCUCCCCCUCCCCCCUCUGUAGUUUGAACAUGUGGAUCCUCAUUGUGUGCAGACCUGUGGAGCGUUCAGGUGUCUGUGAAGCUGUAGGAGAAGUGAAUGUGUGAGUUCAGGAGGAUUUGAUCUGAUGGGGUAUCAGAGGAGCGUGUGGCGCAGCCUGGGAGGAGGAGGAGGAGGUGCUGUGGUGAGGUGUUCAUGUUCAGAGGAGGAGGUCAGGAUCUCCAUCAGGAGUGUCGGGGAGGAGCGGCUGCUCAGACGAGUGUUGACCCGUCGCUGGUUUGAGUCGCCCCGCCUCUCCGUCUGCAGUAAUGAGCGCGCUCCGUCGGCCACGCCCUCCGACUCCUCAGAGCCCCGCCCACUCAGCCUGAUCUCCACGCUGUCCUCGGGAUCCGGAUCCUCCCGGGACGAGAACCCCGCCCCCCCUCCGUCUGACCAAACCCCGGCACUCAACCUGGACCUGAGCUCUGAGGGGGGGCCAGACAGGAAGGGGCGUAGCCACUGCAUCGCCAACGACAAAGAGCCGUUCGUCAUGGCUCCUCAGCUGACCUACCUGGACCGCGUCGUCAUGGAGAUCAUCGAGACGGAGAGGAUGUACGUCAGAGACCUGCGCAUGAUCGUAGAGGAUUACCUGGCUCACAUCAUCGAUCAGUGCGACCUGUCGAUUCGUCCUGAGCAGGUGUGCGCUCUCUUCGGGAACAUCGAGGACAUCUACGAGUUCAACAGCGAGCUGCUCCAGGCUCUGGACCUGUGUGAUAACGACCCGGUGGCGGUGGCUCGCUGCUUCGUCAUGAAGAGCGAGUACUUUGAGAUCUACACUCAGUACUGCACUAACUACCCAAAUUCGGUGGCGGCGCUGACGGAGUGCAUGAGGAAUAAAUCUCUGGCCAAGUUUUUCCGGGAGCGCCAGGCGUUACUGAAGCGCUCGCUGCCUCUGGGUUCAUACCUGCUCAAACCCGUUCAGAGGAUCCUCAAAUACCACCUGCUGCUCCAGGAGAUAGCGAAGCACUUUGACCCGAUGGAGGAGGGUUACGAGGUGGUGGAGGACGCCAUCUACACGAUGACGGGUGUCGCCUGGUACAUCAACGACAUGAAGAGGAAACACGAGCACGCUGUGAGGCUCCAGGAGGUUCAGUCUUUACUGCUGAACUGGAAAGGUCCUGACCUCACCACGUACGGAGAACUGGUCCUGGAGGGAACCUUCAAAGUCCACCGAGCCAAAAACGAGAGGACGCUCUUCCUGUUCGACCACAUGCUGCUGAUCACCAAACGCCGAGGAGAACACUUUGUCUACAAGACACACAUCUCUUGCUCCACUCUCAUGCUGAUUGAAAGCGCCAAAGACACCCUGAGCUUCAGCGUGAUUCAUUACAAACAUCCCAAACAGCCUCACACCGUGCAGGCGAAGACGGUGGAGGAAAGGAAGCUGUGGGCUCAUCACAUCAAACGCACCAUUCUGGAAAACCACCAAGCCAUCAUCCCACAGAAGGCUAAAGACGCCAUCUUGGAAAUGAAUCCUACAUACCCUCCGCGGUAUCGUUACAGCCCCGAGCGGCUGAAGAAAGCGUCCUCCGUUCAGUCUGAUGAGUUUCAGCGAGACGGUCGCUAUGGGAGACGACAGUCAGAACCCGACAAACUGACGGUGAAGAGCAGCAAAGAUCUCAAAGCCACCCUCAAGCAGUCACACAGUGAGGCGGGGUCACCGGGGGCGGGGCGAUCCACGCAGCCCCUCAACCCUGAGGAGGAGGAGGAGGAGAUCUGCAGCAGGAGGGACUCAGUAGAGGGGCUGAUCUGCAGCGACGAAGAGGAGGGGGGCAGGUUGUCUCCUCAGCGGUCUCAUCGGGUGGAGGACAGCGAGCUGGACGACCUGUUGGAGGACGAACAGGUAGAAGAUUUCACCGGCUCAGUGCUGGCCGCGCUCUCCUGUUGGCCCCUCUGGCCCCAGGUUACCAUGGUGACGCCGCAGGAGGCGGAGGGAGGCAGCGUCUCUGCUGACAGCUGUGACAAAGAAAACGUCAGACUUCCUAAAGAAGACGAGGAAGAGGAGGAGGAGGAGGAGGAGGGUAGAGAUCAGGACACACAUGAGCAGGCCUCCUCAGAAAAUACAUCAAAGGAGAAGACUUCGAAACAGACUACAGUCCACGAACCAGAACCCCCCUGUGAUUCAGACAGUCUGUCCUCUACACCUGCCGGGACCUCAGUUUCUCCUCAAAGGUCUCAAGUGAAACCUGAAAGAGCUGCAGAACACGUAGAGCGACAGUCGUCAGCGACGCCCGAUUCAGAUUCAAAAACGCUGAGCAGUGCAGAAUCCUCAGAGGACGAGGAGGAUGAGAAGGCGGCGACAGAGAAAGAGGGUGAAGCCACCAGCAUCCUUCCUUCCUCUGUCUUGGACAAAGCCAGCGCCAUCGCUCAACACUUCACUAACAGCAUCAAACGAGGCGGCUUGGCCCAGGACGACGCCCGCUCCCUCGGCUGUGCUUCACCACGUCUCCUGAGCAGGACCAGCAGCAGCCUCAGCCUGUGCCCCGAACCCUCCGACAGAACUUUGCGGCUCAACAGCGCCUGUUCUGAUCCUCCGGAGACUUUUGGCUCGACAGAUUUGACCCUGCUGUCCCCUCGGGAUGACGCCCUCUUUGAUGCUGACAGAAGCAUUCGGCGGAGGCGGGACUCGGCCCUGUCCAAGCAGGACCAGCUGCUCAUUGGAAAAAUCAGGAGCUACUACGAGACCGCCGAGAACCAGGGCGCCACGUUCAGCCUCCAGCGCAGGGAGAGCCUGACAUACAUCCCAAUGGGGGUGGUGAGGAACUCUGUCAGCCGCUUUAACAGCAACCAAAACGAUGAGAGUGUCCAAACAAACCCCUCUGCCAAAUCCCUCAGGCUGGAGUCAAACUCAGCUUUACCAACAGGUACCUGGGCUGACAUAGUGACUGAUGACUGUUUGGAUCCUCUGAAGUCUGAUAUGGUGAACAAAGAGCCAGAAGAUUCAGGAGAAAGCACCAGGACCAGAUCUCAAAGUGUGCAGGACAAUCCCUGUGAGGAAGAGGAGUUCAGACCUUCAUCUGAAAUGAUCAAGAUCUGGCAGACGAUGGAGCAAGAAAUCAACAGAAGUGAAGACAGAGGGUGUGAUCGAUCUCGAGAAGCUCAAAGAAAAUCCAGAGCGACUCAUGACAACCUGUCUGAGACGCCGAAGACCCAAAAUAAAAUCUGUGACCGAGACAGUGGAGCAUCUGACCUUAGCACCAUCACAGAGGAAUCCACGAGUCCUUCGCCCCUAAAGCACAAAGUCCCUGGUGUGAACCACACAGGAAAUCUGAAAGACUCUCUGAGGACAUUCAGGGAAGAGGCUGCCAUCUUCAGAGCUCCGGUUCCUCGGGUCGCACAGCUAAGGGCAGAGGUAGAGGGGGAAAGACCCGGCAAGGAUUUAGACCAGCUGGAUGAAACAGACAAAACAAACAGCAAAGUUCUCCAUCUAGCUCGACAGUACAGCCAGCGUCUUAAAACGACCACUCCAGUGGUCCGACAGAGAAGUCAGGGCCUGCUGAUUGGCAAGAAGAGCUUACCCUGCGUGUUGGAAGAGAAGGAAAAUGCAGGAACUGUGACGUCCUGUUUACCUAAAGGUAAACCCAACCUGACUCUGCCACUGGUUUCUCAUAGCCAAGCAUCCUCUCUACCGUUGAGCCCAGUAGACCAGAUCCAGUCUCCUUCCCCUGGACUCACCUGUAGUUCAGUGGGUAGUUCCAGGGUGGUGUCCCCGGGCAGGGCUCGGUCCCACAGCCCCCCCAGCCCUACCCCUCCCACCGAGAACUUCAACUGGCCUGACGUCCGGGAACUCCGCUCCAAAUACUCCAAUCCUGCUAGACCCCAAAAGAGUACCGUCAGCCGGAGUCGCUCUAUCCCGGAGAAGAUGUCUGAUGGUGGACUGAGGAGGCAUUCCAGCUGCUCCUCCAGCCUCCCCCGCAUGGAUGAGGCUUCUUGUGAGGUUCCUUCUCACAAGCCUUGUGGCAGCUGGGACGCUGGUCGAGAGGAACGCACCAAAAGGCUUCUCAGAGCCAAUUCUCUGGACCCUCGACUGAGUGCAGAACAAAUGACUGAGCUGCAGAAGCUAAAGGACCAGGUGGCUAACGAUAAUGACGAUGGUUACUACAUUGCGGCUGAGGCGGUGCUACCAAAUGAUCCAGAACACAAGAUCAUCGUUAUGGAGAAACUUCCAGAUCUGGAGUCAGAACCUGAGUCAGAACCUGAGUCAGAAACAGCCAAAAAAGAGUCCAAAAAAGAAGCUGAAGAGGAGGACGACAGCUACAUCCAAAUUCGUUCACCGACCAGCAGGGAGAAGAUCUCCAUCAUGGCCGUCAUAGACCGCUGCCGGGCCUAUCAGGAGUCUGACGAAUAUAAACAGAGGGAGGAAGUGAGAGCUAAAACUGAGCCCACAAGGCCUCAAGAGCUUGACAUCAGCGUGGCAUCCACCAAAGAUCAGGACGUUGAAUCCCAGAAAACAAGCUCAAACUCAGGGCUGAAGGUAGAGGCUGGUCAGCAGAGCAUCGUGAAAAACCUGAGGGACAAGUUUCAGAACCUCAGCUGAAAAGAAGAAAACCAAAGACAUGUAAAUUGAGGACUGAACUGUUUGAACUCUUUAAGUGGUCAACAGUGAGCCUGUCAGCUUAUUCCCUUUGUAGACUUUGUACAACUAGAGAGGACGGUUUCUGCUUUCCGGAAGGUUUUUAUGUGUAAUUAUUCCAAAUGUUAUUUUGGAUUAUAAAACGGUCAAGAAGAAAACUGUCAGCUUGUCAUUAAGGGAUCAAUAGAGAACAUUUUUUUUAAGCAAUGACGUUGAUUAUAUAACAAAGAGCAUAAAGACAGAAUAUCUUUUUAUGGACUGAUCCAAAAACAACUUUCAAUAGAUCCUGUGUCCUCUUCAUUUUGUAGAUAAUCAUGUAAAAACAAAUCUUAUGUCUUUAAAAUGUCCUCACUCUUAAUAUUGGUCAAAGCACCUUUUUGUACAGCAUGUAAUGAUAUGUUGCAGUUUCAGUUCUGGGAGUUUUUCCCCCCUCAGUCGUUGUCCAUGAAAAGAGCUUUAAGCAGCCGUCAGUCUGGUUUUUACAGUCGUCUUUUCUUUGCAGUUCUAAAAGCUUUACAUCAGAGCCACAGCAAAGAUUGUGAUUCUCCAAUGAAUAACUGCUACAAGAGAACUAACGUUCUUUAUUCUGCUGAACAACUUUUCUGUUCUUUUUAAAGGAACAGUCCAACAUUUAAAUCAAUCACUGUCUUCUCUGCACUCAGGUGGAUCAUUGUCAUCUCAGUGUGACAGCACAGAAGUUUAGCCGAGCUUAGCACAAAGACUGAAAGCAGGAGGAGCUGUUAGCCUAGCAUCAGAAACCUUCAGACGUCUCUGGAGCUGAACAUGUUUUUAUCCUGAGUUAAACCAUGCGACAGUGUAAGUAGUGAAUUAAUAUCUUAGUGCGCUUCUUUCAGGUCAAUGCUCUAAAUUAUCUGAACUUAUAUCAUUCAUAAUAAUAAAGGACAACAUCAUAUAAACACUACAUAAUUAUCUGUAAAUAAUCUACUAAAUAAAUAAUUAUCUAUAAUUAAUCUGCAAUGAUGAGAUUACCUCUUCAGGUGUGACUCUGUACAUUUUGUGAAUCAUAUCAAACGUUAACUCAAAAGUAACAAACAAAGGUAACUUUUGAAAAGUGUCAGUUUGUCUUUUAAUAAAUAUUAAAUAUUUUAUUUCAGGCAUGUCAGAUUUGAUCAUCAGCAGUAACUAAGUUGUUUCUACGUCACAAACACAGGAAGUGAUGUCAGCGUGUUGCUGUUCUGAGCAGAGGAAACAGGUCGAGGCAUUAGGAGAGGAAUAACAUUUUUCUGUCAAUGGUGUUAGCUUCAGUUAGCAUUUUGCUAACACUUGUUCUCGUCAGUAGCUCGUUAGCUCACGAGAAUAAAUCAGAUCUACUGUAGGCUUCUCUUGUUUUAUGAAAAUAAUUCAUUUUUAAGAUCAACAUUUCAGUCUCACAGAGUCCGAAUGUUCUUAUAGGAACAAAUCAGCUUCACUAGGAGAGAAAUAAAGGAUUCAUCAAUAAAUGAGCUUUAACGUUUUCCCCUCAGCACUUUUGACUUAAAGAUAAAAACAAAUCUUGUCGACGCUUUUAUAUACAUCAUUGAUUUCAAAUAAAGCAAUUAAAGAUGGUUUUAUUCUGAGCAUACUAAUUAUAAUUCAUACAUUAUACAUAACAUAGUUUAUUGAAAUUAUUGGAUGUAUUUCUUUUUUUGUGCCUUUUAGUUUAUUUAUGUAAAGUUUAUUUAAACAUAUUUACUUUGUUCUUUAUUUAUUCCCUGAUGAGUCAACACACAACAGUUACCUGAAUUAGAAUGUAAAUGUUUUAUUUGUCCACAUCGCUGUCACACUGUGGAUCACUUUGAGUCACUGCAGAUCUCUGUGGAUCACUGCAGAUCUCUGUGGAUCACUGCAGAUCUAUGUGGAUCACUUUGAGUCACUGCAGAUCUCUGUGGAUCACUGCAGAUCUCUGUGGAUCACUGCAGAUCACUGUGGAUCUCUGUGGAUCACUUUGAAUCACUGCAGAUCUCUGUGGAUCACUGCAGAUCACUGUGGAUCUCUGUGGAUCACUUUGAGUCACUGCAGAUCUCUGUGAAUCACUGCAGAUCUCUGUGGAUCACUUUGAGUCACUGCAGAUCUCUGUGGAUCACUGCAGAUCUAUGUGGAUCUCUGUGGAUCACUGUGGAUCUCUGUGGAUCACUGCAGAUCUAUGUGGAUCUCUGUGGAUCACUUUGAGUCACUGCAGAUCUCUGUGGAUCACUGCAGAUCACUGUGGAUCUCUGUGGAUCACUGUGGAUCUCUGUGGAUCACUGCAGAUCUAUGUGGAUCUCUGUGGAUCACUGCGGAUCUCUGUGGAUCACUGCAGAUCUAUGUGGAUUUCUGUGGAUCACUGCAGAUCUAUGUGGAUCUCUGUGGAUCACUGUGGAUCUCUGUGGAUCACUUUGAGUCACUGCAGAUCUCUGUGGAUCACUGCAGAUCUCUGUGGAUCACUGCAGAUCACUGUGGAUCUCUGUGGAUCACUUUGAAUCACUGCAGAUCUCUGUGGAUCACUGCAGAUCACUGUGGAUCUCUGUGGAUCUCUGUGGAUCACUUUGAGUCACUGCAGAUCUCUGUGGAUCACUGCAGAUCUAUGUGGAUCUCUGUGGAUCACUGUGGAUCUCUGUGGAUCACUGCAGAUCUAUGUGGAUCUCUGUGGAUCACUGCAGAUCUCUGUGGAUCACUGCAGAUCUCUGUGGAUCUCUGUGGAUCACUGUGGAUCACUGCAGAUCUCUGUGGAUCACUGCAGAUCUAUGUGGAUCACUGCAGAUCUCUGUGGAUCUCUGUGGAUCACUGUGGAUCUCUGUGGAUCACUUUGAGUCACUGCAGAUCACUUUGGCAGAUGUGGGACUUGAACCUGUGACUGUCCUGUAACUACCGGUCCACCCUGCUCAUCAUGCUCCUCUGUCAGUCGCUCGCUGUUAGCUUCCUGUACCUGCUCUUUAUCUCACCUGAUGUGAGUAGAAACACACUUCCUGUGUGUAACUGUGGUUUCAUGUGUGUGUGUUUGUACAGAUGUGUUUAUAUGAGAGGACCACUGUUCUGUUUCCAUUAAAAUCCCAUGUACAGGAUCAGCA
Molecule: messenger RNA, 8182 nt
Organism: Labrus bergylta (ballan wrasse)
Lineage: Eukaryota; Metazoa; Chordata; Actinopteri; Labriformes; Labridae
Source: RefSeq, a predicted model, not a curated record